Anneissia japonica is the source of this 4599-nucleotide messenger RNA. Its product is annotated as RNA-binding protein MEX3B-like. The transcript is spliced from 2 exons. Gene Ontology annotation, molecular function: RNA binding. NCBI's taxonomy places the organism in Eukaryota, Metazoa, Echinodermata, Crinoidea, Comatulida, Comatulidae. The record is from RefSeq and is a predicted model, not a curated record. The coding region runs from base 156 to 1724 and encodes 522 amino acids.
GCGCCUAUUUUAUUGAACUACGAAAUGCCAUUUAAGUGUAGUAGUGAGCGAGAAGGCGUAGUGCUUGCUCGUCGUUUGCACUGAGAUUAGAAGAAAGAAAGGCAGCUUAUAUAUAUUUUUAUACUUGAAAUUCUUUUUAAAAACCUUUUCCUGAGAUGCCUAGCACAAUUAUUACUGAAAUGGAGCGGAAUUCGGCCAAUACAUUGGACGAUCAACAACGAAACCUCGGAAUGCAGAGUCUAGCCUUAGAUUUCUCUAUGUUGAACAUGGGACAUCAACAAAAUGGAAAUCUAAGCGGUGGCGAAGAAGACGUUUCUUUUGAUGGAAUAAAUAGGAAAAGUUGCAACAUGACUGAAUGUGUUCCAGUCCCUAGUUCAGAACACGUUGCAGAAAUUGUCGGACGGCAAGGUUGCAAAAUAAAAGCUCUGCGAGCUAAAACAAAUACAUAUAUCAAAACGCCAGUACGAGGUGAAGAGCCUGUGUUUGUUGUGACUGGCAGGAAGGAAGACGUAGCCGCCGCAAAAAGGGAAAUUUUAUCAGCAGCAGAGCAUUUCAGCCAAAUUCGGGCAAGUAGAAGAAAUCAACAGGGUACGACAACAACAAAUGGUCAUACAACCACUGGUCUAAGUCAGGGUCAACCUCCUCCAAACAUCCCAGGCCAGAUAACAAUACAAGUGAGAGUUCCUUAUCGAGUAGUUGGAUUAGUUGUAGGCCCAAAAGGUGCUACAAUUAAACGGAUCCAGCAGCAAACACAUACAUAUAUUGUCACACCAAGCCGGGAUAAUGAACCCGUUUUUGAAGUGACAGGUAUGCCAGAAAAUACAGAAAGGGCUAGAGAAGAGAUUGAAGCACAUAUUGCCAUGCGCACUGGAGGCCUUGUUGAUUCCAUCAUUCCAGAAGACAAUGAUUUUGCUACUAAUGGAAAAGACAGUGGUAUCUUAUUGUCAGAGCUUGGCUCCGUAGGACUAUUUAAAGGUACUGGAAAUUCAGCGUUUACCCCAUUGAUUGGAAAUGCAAAAGCUGGACUCUCCAGAAACAGCAGCUCAAGUAGCGAUUCCGGCAUGUUUUUCCCUCCAUCGAGCAGCUCAACCACCACAAUCACAGAUUUCCCAAACGCAAAGCCUGCUGAGUUCCCUGGUCCUAAAGGAGAGUUUAACAAUGCAAAUGGUUACCCGUUUGGAUUAUUUGAUUGCCAAUCACCUGAUCUUGGAAUUGAUUCUCCUGGCUUUGAUGCGCUCGGUGGAAACCCAUGGCACGACUUAAAUAGAUGUAGCAAUGCAUUGUUCGGUGGAUUGAUAAGUAACUCUAACACAAAUGGUGUCCGUCGGAAAAGCAGCGGGAGUCUAGGAAUCACAAACCUGCAGGUGAACGAAGGUAACGACCAUCCCCCUGCCAGGCGCAUCCACAGUGAUCCGCUCGGCGGGGGUUUAUCGUCUCUUCCAGCCUUCAAUGUGAUUCCUAUGCCUCCCUCUUUCUCCACCUCGAAUUCAACCGGCUCAAAUAGUGCUUCGACAAGUCCGACUAACUCCACAGGAUCCAGCAACAGCCAGCGAAAACCUAAGGAAUGUUAUGUUUGCUCAGAGAAUGAGGUUGUUGCAGCUCUUGUUCCAUGUGGUCACAACUUGUUCUGUAUGGACUGCGCAAAACAAGUCCUGGAUAAAUUACCUGCUGAAUGCCCUGUAUGUUUCCAACAAGUAAAUCAGGCGAUUCGAAUAUUUUCCUAAGUAGUUGCUGUAGUAUAUUAAAGUUUGUAUUUUAGCUGCAUUUAUAGUACUUUGAUCAAAUCAAAAUAAUUAAUGAGAUUUAUAAUUAUUCUUGAUCAGGUUCAUAGAUAUGGUAUUGAAAUAAUAAUAAUUAUAAUAAUAGAUUGAGAAUUUCUCGCUGUGUUUAAAGCAAAAAGAUGUUGUCAUUGUAUUUGACUUGAUAAAAACUUUUCAGAGAUAUUUUAUUCUUGGAGACUCUAUUUCAUACUAAGACGUUUUACAAAGUAAAGUUAUUUAAUUUCUUCAUUUAUGCUCUCUGGUCUGAUUUGGCCAGAACUAUAUUGUUACGUAUGUUCUUUAGAGUAUUGCUGUUUAUUAAUUGUAUAGGCCUAAACUUGUAUGUGUGACUGGUUUUUGUAUUGUGAAAAAGUAUGUACAUUUAAGAUGCUUUCUGUUGGGACUAACAGUUGAAAUAAGAGUUGCUUUUCAGAGAUAUAUUUUACCCAGCAAAUAUUUUAUAGUCCAAAUAUAAAACUUAUUUUAUUGUAUUAUGUAUCAAAACAACAAAAUGAAAAAAAAUAAAAACUUGUGCCUACUAGAGGUCACAAUGAUAAAGAAUGGUAUGCAUACAAAUGAAUUCAGUUUACUCACAGGCUCUCAUAUCUGAGCCUGGAGGUAGACAUAUAUAGUGUACAACUUAUUUUUAUCAAUAUUAUUUACAACAGUUGUUCUGUAUAUGUAGGUAUAAUAAUACAAUUUUUUGACCAAAUAUUCCAUGUUUUAAAUAUGAACUUAGGUAUUGAAAGACUAAAUGCAAAUAUUUUAUUUUUGUUUGGUCAUGUUAUAUGGUGGCCUAUGUUAAGCCUGAUAUAGUAUUUGCCUAAAACAUUUUUAAGGAUUUUAAAUUGUUCAGAGUUUAUUUUUUAAGUGAAAAAAGUUGGAGUAUGGUAAUUAAGGUGUUAUAACAAGAUUGUGUGCUGUUUUUCUACUGUCCCAGGAGGCUUCAUAGAGUUGUUUUUGGAUAUAUAAUAAGCAAAUUAGAAGAGAUAUGAGGGUCCCAUGAAUGCAAUUUGCCUAUUAAGAAAAAGGAUGUUAUUUUUAUAGUUGUGAUAACAAAAUAUGCGUAUGUUAUUGAAAUAUUAGUUGUCACUUGUUUAGUACUAAAACAUUUUUAUGUGCAACCAGUGUAAUGUUCCAAUGAAGUUUACAAAUUAUAUGUAAUUUUUAUAAUUAACAGUGUACAGUAUAUGGCUCUAACAGUUACUGUCCAUUUUGCCAUAAGAUUUUCUAUAGUAAAAAAAAUAGCUCAUAUAUAAAUUGCAUACUACUUUCAAAACGUAUACAUGAAUGUCUAGUAAAUUAGACGAUAGCAAACACAGUAAACAAUAUAUUCAUCUUUAAAAAAAUCUUGCUAAGUUGUCACAAUACUCAAAAAAAUUACUGCUCUCUUCGGUCUUCCAUUUAUGGAUGUGUAUGCUAGGCCGUCUAGUAUCAUAUGUCUGGCUCCUAACUGGGAACUACUUUCUCACCACAUAGCUCUUGCACCAGAUUUCUUUCACAACAUAUAAACCUCAGAUUAAUUGUACACAUAGUUUUGCUAAUUUAUAUUUAAAUGCAUCUUUUAUUUUUGGAAGAAAAAACAAAUGCUACACCUUGUGUUACUAUUUAAUUGAGAAGUUGGGUGGAUUAAAUGAUUAAUUUUUUACUUUGCCAUAGUUUUUUUUCCAUGAUAUUUAAAAAUAAUUUUUCAAUUGAUACUUAAGAAAAUUGACUCUAUUCAUGGGACAGAAUUCUUCCAUUUGGCAGUUUCUCUAAAACAAAUAAUGUACUACUAUUGCAACUAUGUAUAUUGUAUUUUUUUAAAUAAUUGUUUGAAUAUAGUGUGCCAAGAGCAAAUGUGAAUUUAUAUCGGUGCCAGUCCACUGAAUGGGGUUUUAAUAUUUUUGAAUUAGUUCCAGUAAAAAUAUAAUAUUUGCCUAAUGACCAAUAUAUAAGGUGAUUAGGCAGUAGAGAUCUAUAGUACGAUGAUACAGGGGUAAAUAAACCUUUGGACUAUAAAUGGCUUGUGGUACAGAUGUGAUCCUAGUCUGCUACUUAUGAUUGUAAUCAUAUCAUUUUCAUCUUUUUAAUGUAAAGGAACAACUGGUGGUAUGUUGCACAUAAAUAUUGGUUUUUUUUCUUGAUUGCCUUGCCAAUAUGUUUCAAUAAUUACAGUUCUAUAUAUUAUCUGACUAUUCAUAUUUAAAUACAGAGUUUAUGAAGAUAUGCCUAUAUAAAUCAUCAUUCUACUAAGUAUCUAGAUUGUAAUAUAUAAAAUUGCUGUUUAAAAAGUGUUGCCAUUUUGUUGCAAAGUGGUAUUCUCAGGUGGUAGGGUGGAUAGCCCCCAUAAGUAGAGCAACUUAAAAACUACAAAUGAACAAUUGCCAAACUCUCUAGGUUCAGUCCUUUUGUAAGAUAACAUAGUCUUUCUUUGGCGGUAAAAACCGUACCCAUGCAACGUUUUAAUUCUGUACACGGGGGAAAAUAGGACUCCCUAGCUUGGUGUAACUUAAGCCAUUCCUAGCCAGAAGUAUAAAUAUUGUAAUACUGUACAAAGCUCAAAUUACCACUGGACUUAGUGGCGAGUAUUUAAUACUAAUUUAAAGGCAGAAAACGAGUAGCUUGAGCGGAUGCUUGUUUCCUUAAUGCUGGGACUACAUCCGUCUCGCCCAGUAAUUCUGAUAAUAAAAUAAUAAAGUAUGACGAGUUGUUAAGCAAUCAAGAAAUUUCAUCUAUGAUUUUUACAGUAUUAUUUUUAUUAUUUAUUUAGCAUUUUAUACAUACAAAUACAAAUGUUUAUUAUUAAAAUUCAUUGUUAUUGAUAUAUGUUGAUAUAAAAUAAAAUGUGAAACUCAUA